Chrysochloris asiatica (Cape golden mole) is the source of this 1686-nucleotide messenger RNA. RefSeq names its product GRAM domain containing 3 (gene GRAMD2B). Bases 391 to 1686 code for a protein of 431 amino acids. The record is from RefSeq and is a predicted model, not a curated record. The transcript is spliced from 14 exons. NCBI's taxonomy places the organism in Eukaryota, Metazoa, Chordata, Mammalia, Afrosoricida, Chrysochloridae.
AACAGGAGGCUAAAGAUAUUGAGACUUGUUAGGCAAAUGUUUUCACCUGCUUAGCCAAUUAGCUUCCUCUCCUAGGAAGACUAGUUAAACAGGUUUCCUUUUUCUAGUCUUCUGCCUCCUGGGUUGGGGAAAGACGCUGUCACUUCACUUCGGCCCUCCCCUUCCCUCCCUCUGGGCUCUUCCACACUCAGUCCGACCAAUAGCGCCAGUUCGAACGUGUCCAGGUUGGCGGCCCAAACAGCUGGCCGGAGCCUGGAUGCGCCGAGUGGAGGAGGGCGCUGGGGAGGGUGCCGCGCGGCUUGCUUGGUCUGCGCCGGGACCCGAGAGCCCGAAGGAGGAGGAGACUGGAAGAGCGCGGAGGUCUGAAGGUGCCCUCCAGACACGGCCCUAAUGACUGAACUACAGCAAGAUGUGGAAGACACAAAACCUUCAAAAGUUCUCGGGAAAAGAGAGAGCAAAGUUGGCUCGACCCACUCAGAGGCUGAGAAUGGUGUGGAGGAGAAAAAGAAGGUCUGUAAGUCGCCAACAGCCCAGUCCCCCACCUCACCCAAUGAGGCUGAGUCCGCAGAGCAGAAGAGAAUUAUUUGCAUGCGGUCGAAAUCCAGUUUUGAUGGUACCUCCGUAGCAGGUGAUAAGAACGAUUGUAAAACAGAAAGUAAAGCUGAUUCUAAAACUGAAAGGAAGAAGUCUUCGUCUUCCAGCCAGUACAAGGCCAAUAUGCACUUUCACAAGUUGUUUCUUGAUGUCCCAACUGAGGAACCAUUAAGGCAAAGCUUUACCUGUGCUCUACAAAAAGAAAUACUAUACCAAGGAAAGCUCUUUGUGUCAGAAAACUGGAUUUGUUUUCACUCGAAGGUCUUUGGAAGAGACACUAAGAUCUCCAUUCCGGCUCUCUCAGUAACCCUAAUAAAGAAAACCAAAACUGCUCUUCUGGUGCCAAAUGCCCUGGUUAUAGCCACAGUCACUGACAGGUAUAUAUUUGUCUCCUUACUCUCCAGAGAUUCAACUUACAAAUUGCUAAAGUCUGUAUGUGGACACUUAGAUAAUACAAGCGUUGGUAACAGCCCCAAUCCGUCUUCUGAGAACAGUUUCCGGGCAGACCGCCCUUCAUCUCUACCUCUGGAUUUCAAUGACGAAUUCUCAGAUCUGGAUGGAGUGGUUGAGCAAAGAAGACAAGACAUGGAAGGAUACAGCAGUUCUGGCUCUCAGACUCCAGAAUCUGAGAACUCACGAGAUUUCCAUUUGACAGACUCCCAGGCAGUUCUGAGUGUCUCCAAAGGAGAAGCAAAACCAACUCGGGCAGAUGUCCAUGCGAACAGAAUGGCUGAAGGAAAAGCGAAGAGUCUUCCUUUACAUGGUCAGUCAGAACCCAUUGGAAUAUUACACAAAGUUAAGUCUCAGAAAUGUCUGACUCUCCACCAUAUUCUGAUAGUUUAUGCCAUUGUUGUCUGUGCACUACUCAUCUCCACCUUCUACAUGAGAUAUAGAAUUAAUACUCUGGAGGAACGCCUGGGAUCACUAACCUCCAUCGUGAAUACCCAUAAUACCGAACAGACUGCACCAUCUGGCCUGGGGUCACAAGCACAAUUAAAUGUGGAGGUCCUCUGCCAAGAACUUACAACUAACAUAAUGAAAUUGGAAAAGAUACAAAACAACCUACAAAAACUGCUUGAGAAUGGGGAUUGA